This is a messenger RNA of Nyctereutes procyonoides (raccoon dog), 1682 nucleotides long. It is a transcript of the gene GKAP1, whose product is annotated as G kinase anchoring protein 1. Gene Ontology annotation, cellular component: Golgi apparatus. The transcript has 13 exons. The record is from RefSeq and is a predicted model, not a curated record. Gene Ontology annotation, biological process: signal transduction. Lineage: Eukaryota; Metazoa; Chordata; Mammalia; Carnivora; Canidae. The coding region runs from base 316 to 1407 and encodes 363 amino acids.
CCGCCCUCGCCCCCGCCCCCGCCCCUUGACCCAGCCUAGUCCCAACGCCCAGCGCGGCCGCCCCGGGAGCCGCGGGAGCGGCGGCGGCGGCGGGGGGAGGAGGGAGAGGAGGGCCGAGCCGGCGGCCGGGGAGGCCCGGUUUGGAAGCCGCUUCUGUGCCCGAGUUAGGUCUCGCCCAGCCCCAUUUCUUUCUCAGCGUACUUUGUGCGAGUAAGUUUUGGAGCAUCGGUUGACAGCCUAUGGGUGAAAUUUGGCUUUGGUUCACGAACGAGGAAUUAUUCUUGACAGACAUAUUUUAAAAUAGCAAUCUUUACAAUGGCCUCGGCAGUACUUAGUUCUGUUCCCACUACUGCUUCUCGUUUUGCCCUAUUGCAAGUAGAUAGUGGCAGUGGUUCUGAUUCUGAGCCAGGAAAAGGCAAAGGUCGGAAUACUGGAAAGUCUCAAACAAACAAAUCAACUACAAAUGAGAAAAAGAGAGAAAAAAGAAGAAAAAAGAAGGAACAGCAACAGAGUGAAGCAAAUGAGCUCAGGAAUCUUGCUUUUAAGAAAAUUCCCCAGAAAUCCUCCCAUGCCAUUUGUAAUGCUCAACAUGAGCUUUCAUUACCAAACCCAGUGCAGAAGGAUUCACGAGAAGAAAAUUGGCAAGAGUGGAGGCAAAGAGAUGAGCAGCUGACAUCUGAAAUGUUUGAAGCAGAUCUUGAGAAGGCAUUGUUGCUAAGUAAAUUAGAAUAUGAAGAACACAAAACGGAGUAUGAAAAUGCUGAAAAUGCUUCAACUCAGUCAAAAGUUGUGAAUAAAAAAGAUAAAAGGAAGAAUCAUCAGGGAAAAGACAAACCUCUCACAGUAUCACUCAAAGAUUUUCAAUCUGAAGAUCACAUUAGUAAAAAGACUGAGGAAUUGAGUUCUCAGACUUUAUCACAUGAUGGAGGAUUCUUCAAUAGACUGGAAGAUGAUGUUCAUAAAAUUCUUAUUAGAGAAAAAAGAAGAGAACAGCUUACAGAAUAUAAUGGAACAGAUAAUUGCGCAGCUCAUGAACACAACCAGGCAUUAGUUCUGAAAGAUGGAAGAAUUGAAAGACUAAAGUUGGAACUUGAAAGGAAAGAUGCUGAAAUUCAGAAGCUGAAAAAUGUGAUCACUCAGUGGGAGGCAAAGUAUAAAGAAGUAAAGGCAAGAAAUGCACAGUUACUGAAAAUGCUUCAGGAAGGUGAAAUGAAAGAUAAAGCAGAAAUACUUCUGCAAGUUGAUGAAUCACAGAGUAUCAAGAAUGAGCUAACUAUACAGGUGACUUCCCUUCAUGCUGCAUUAGAACAAGAAAGAUCUAAAGUGAAAGUAUUACAAGCAGAACUAGCCAAAUACCAGGGUGGCAGAAAAGGGAAAAGAAACUCUGAAUCCGACCAGUGUAGGUGAUUCCGUUAGCCUAUGAGGUCAACACAAAAAUUAAAACUUUCAGGGUUUUGCAAAAAUGUAUAUAUUUAAUGCUGUGCAACUGCUAAACUAUGCAGUUUUUGUUGGAGAAACUUAAAAUGAUGAGCUCACUAACAGUCUAUAAUUUUAUGUCCUUUUGGCUUAAAGUGGAAAGAAGAAAAAUAGAAUUCCAGCAGAACUCAGUGAUUAUUGUUUACUAUCCAUACUUCUUAUCACUUUAGUUUUUCAUCAGUCAAUAAAAUUAAUUUACUCUUCCA